AGCGUUCAUCACCCCCUAAUUUCUAUUACAUGGAUAACUCUUUUGCUUUAAAAGAUAUUUUAAUGAGAUCUUCACUAGUAUUUUUUAAAUAUUUAGCAGAAGAAGCGAAGUUAUUUGUUUAUUAUUUUUUUUUAAAUAUUGAUAUUUUUCUUUUUAAUAAAAAAAAAAUAUAAAAAAAUAAAUAAGUUCGCCUCUAGUAAAUGCGUUUUUAAGAAAUUAACCCUAAUAACAUUUUAUGAAAUUUUUAAUAAUAAACCUAGCAAACGUGUAAUAGCAAAAUAUGGCAAUUUUCAUCAAAUUUUAGAAUAUUUACUACGUCUCGGCAUACUUGGCAGCAUUGCUUUAUGCUUUAUCGAUCCAAGAUCUACUGGCGAGCGUCGUUCCCGUGUCACCCCAAUGUUAAAAAAUAUUAAUAUAUAGUAAUGUAAUAAAUUAUGUAGGUUGAAUAUUAACAAAUACGAAAAGUUUGGACUACCUGAUUUUAGUUAUUUUUCGAACUUUUGCCCACAAUCCUUUUUGGUUUGUGAUGUAGCGUUGAUGUGUUUAUAAAUUUGCCGUACGCUGCAAUAUUAUUAAUAAUUGUUAUUAGUAGGCAACUAAUAACAAUUAAUAAUAUUAGGUACUUAGGUUAGAUUAGUAGGAUAUUUAGUAAAUUUUGUUUUUUUUUGUUUGAAUUUUUAAGUCUGUCUGCAAGCGACUGUCGCCGCGCCAUCGCGUCGCCUCGGUGCCGCCUUACCCCAUUGUUAAACAAUAAUGUUAUAUUAUACACAGGUAGAAUAAUGAGAAAAACGAAAAUUUUAGACUGGGUACCUGAAUAACUGUAACUUUUUACGUACCCUAACACUUUUUAGUUUGUGAUGUGCCGUUGCAUGUAUAUGGAAGUCUGUCGUGUGCUAUUUUUGUGAAAACUGUGAACUUUACUGUUAUAGUGUUUUUGUUUUUAUUGUGCAAGAGCAGUUAUUUUUUGAAAAAAUGGGAAAACGUAAAGACGGUAAAUCCAAGGUUUACUAUUCGCGCCGGAAAUCAAGGAAACACAAAAAGAGUUAUUAUCUAACUAAUACCAAAAAUACUUUCCGUACUUCUGCUACUGAAAGUAUGCCAAUUCAUAACACAUCUGAAGAGGAAAUAGAAGUUGAAAGACAAAGAACAUCUCCUGAUACCAUAACUGACUACGUUAUAGAAGGAAGGAGAAUCGUAGAUAUUCAGAAGCUUUUUAAAGAAAUCCAGAAUUUAUCCAGACACCCUCCAUUUAAUUGCACAAUUGCAGAUAUGAACAUUUUGACGGAAAAUAGAAAAGGCUUAAAAAGUUCAAUUUUACUAAAGUGCAAAAUGUGCAAUUUAGAAAAAUACCUCAAUCUGUUUACUCAAGAUGAGUCUGAAACAUCCAUGGACAUAAAUGCCGCAGCAGCCUUAGCAACCAUUUCAACGGGUAUUGGAUUUACUGCCGCGGAAGAAUUUAUGGCCAUACUGGAUGUCCCUUUUAUGUCUCCAAAUACAUAUCAGCAGCACCAUGAGUUUGUGGGAGAAAAGAUAAGGGAAACGGCUUGGAAAGCAAUGGAGGAAGCCGCACAAGAAGAGAGUUUAUUGGCCAAAGAAUUAGGAGAAGUAGACCAAUAUAAUCGCCCCUGUAUCACUGUUGUGGCUGAUGGUGCUUGGAGCAAAAGGUCUUAUAAUGUUAAUUAUGAUGCUGCUUCAGGAGUUGCUUGUAUAAUUGGACAGAGGACCGGAAAACUUUUAUUUCUUGGAAUCCGAAAUAAAUACUGCAGCUUUUGUGCAUACGCCAGUGCCAAAAACAUGGAAGUCAUUCCAGAUCAUACAUGUUAUAAGAACUGGUCAAAUACAUCCACAAGUAUGGAAUCCGACAUAAUUGUGGAAGGAUUUCGAAAAAGUAUUGACAUGUAUAAUAUUAUUUAUAAAAGACUUGUUGGGGAUGGUGACAGUAGCGUCUAUAAAAAACUGAUCGAGGCUCGCCCAUAUGGAAGUUUACAUGUGGAGAAAAUUGAGUGCAGGAAUCAUUUAUUAAGAAAUUUUUGCUCCAAAUUGCGUGAAAUAUCUAGUAAGUUUAUUCAUCAUUAGCAUUAAUUUUUGAAAAAGCUAUUAAUUGUUCUUUAUUUAUUUUAGGUAAAAAAAGAAGCAACAGUACAAAUAAUCCGGUUUCACCAUACCUGCGCAAACAUAUUUUGAACAAUAUACGAAGGAUGAGAACUGCUGUUGCAAUGGCUGUUACUCAAAGAAAUAAAGAAGAUAAAAGCUUUAGUAUUAAAAUAGAAAAUCUUACUAAAGAUUUAAAAAAUAUACCAUCCCACGUAUUUGGAGAGCAUCUAAACUGUACAGCCAUAGGAUAUUUUAGAUGUGAUAAAAAGUUUGGAGAAAAAAAUUAUAUUGAAGAAAUGAAGGCAUGUGGGGUUUUGCAAGACAUUGAAGUUUGUCUAAAUAGACUCAUAUUGCAUGCUUCCAGUUUGUUAAGAAAUAUGGACAAUAAUGUAGCUGAACAUUAUAACUCUGUGGUAUGCAAGUUUAUUGGCGGAAAGCGCAUCAAUUUUUCAAAAAGAGGGUCUUAUCAAAUACGGUGUGAAGCUGCAGCCCUAUCUUAUAAUCUUGGAAGCGGAGAAUACCACAGACAAAUUUUUAAAUCAAUUGCUGAAAAAAGUCCUUCUGGUCAUACAAAAAAAUUUAUUAAUAGAGUUAAACAAAGACGUAUUAAUACUCUUAAAAUAAGACCAAAAACCCUAUUUAAAAAACGAAAUAAAUCAAUUGCGCUUCCUGAUAAAGAUUAUGGGGAUCAGGAGGCAGAUAAUAGCAUACAGCCAGACAUGGAAGAAAAUUUAUUUGAAGAAAAAAAAAAGGAAUUUUUAGAAGAACUCGAAAAAAAUGAAAAUGAGAUUAAGGAUUUAGAGAUUAGUACCAGAGGACAAGGAGGAAAUCCAAAGUGGUAUCAAGAAAGGAGUUUAAGGCUUACAGCAUCAAAUUUUGGAAAUAUUUGCAAAAUGCUAGAAAAAACAAAUUGCAAAAAUAAAGUAAAAGCAAUUCUUUAUUCCAAGUUUCGGGGCAAUAAACACACUAAGUAUGGCACCGAAAAAGAACCAUUUGCUAUUCAACAAUUUGAGGAAACCUACAAUUUAAAAGUUGAAAUGUGUGGUCUUUUUAUUGAUUCCGAAUGUUGUGCUUUGGCUGCUAGCCCUGAUGGGCUAGUUGGCUCAAGAGGAUUAGUAGAAGUAAAGUGCCCAUCAACAGCUUCAGCAAUCAGCCCUACAGAAGCUAUCAAUAAAAAAAUAAUCAAGUUUGCCACCCUUGAUGAAAAUGGACAGAUGCAUUUAAAACAGAACCAUGAUUAUUUUUAUCAAAUCCAAGGCCAGCUUCAUAUCACAAAAAGAGAUUUUUGUUAUUUUAUUUUAUGGACACCUAUGGGGAUGCUGGUAGAACAGAUUUGGCGGCAGGACUCAUUCUGGAAUGACAAAAUGAUAGGAAAAUUAAAAAGUUUCUAUUACAAUUGUUUAUUACCGGAAAUUAUCGACCCGCGAUAUAGUAGAGGACUGGAAAUAAGAAAUCCAUCGAGAAAAUAACAACAUUUUAAUUUUAAAAUAGGUAUAUUAAUAGAUUUUUGCAAAUAUAAAACUGUACUUUUUAAAAUAAAAUUUAAAAUAUAAGUAUGUAUAUAAUUGUUUUUUCAAUAAGAUUAGGGUAAAAUGUAUAACAGUUCAAAAAAAAUGUUUAAAAAAAAACAAUUAUACAUAGAUUUUGUAUAAAAAAUGUAUAUUUUUUUAAAAAUGCCUCUUAAAAACUCCCCCGUACAUCAUUAACAAAAAGUCUCGCAAAAAGUUUAAUAAUAAUUGUAGCAAAAAAAAAUUAUAUGAAAUAGGAUCGAGCACCCCAUUUCAAAGAAAAAUUUUGCCAAUAAUCGACAAUCGUAAUGUCUCAUUAUUCAAGUUUCAUAAUUCCCCGCGCCAUGCUAUGCCAUCCUCACCAGAUUUAUAUGACACGCGAGAACCUAUCGGUUUGGUCGCCGCUUUGAAAUGACCCCUUCCCUUCAUCCUUCCGCUGAGUGUUGCCAUAUGUUGGGUGAGCCAAAAAAUCGCCUAUAUUUUGAAAUCCGAGUUGGUCACGUGCUGAUGGAUGCUCUUAAAACCAACAACAUGAGUGUU
Molecule: messenger RNA, 4142 nt
Organism: Anthonomus grandis grandis
Lineage: Eukaryota; Metazoa; Arthropoda; Insecta; Coleoptera; Curculionidae
Exons: 5
Coding region: 973-2076 (367 amino acids)
Source: RefSeq, a predicted model, not a curated record